Molecule: messenger RNA, 1874 nt
Organism: Trichomycterus rosablanca
Lineage: Eukaryota; Metazoa; Chordata; Actinopteri; Siluriformes; Trichomycteridae
Gene: pth2ra
Product: parathyroid hormone 2 receptor a
Exons: 12
Coding region: 1-1569 (522 amino acids)
Biological process (GO): cell surface receptor signaling pathway; adenylate cyclase-modulating G protein-coupled receptor signaling pathway
Cellular component (GO): plasma membrane
Molecular function (GO): parathyroid hormone receptor activity; peptide hormone binding; G protein-coupled peptide receptor activity
Source: RefSeq, a predicted model, not a curated record
AUGCAGGCAGGUCCAGAUGGGGAGAUCACAGCUGAGGAGCAGGUACAGAUGCUGCUGGAUGCCAAACUGCAGUGCCUCCUCGCUGUGUCUACACAUGACCUUACAGUAGACGUGUGUCCUUCUGAAUGGGACGGGCUGAUCUGCUGGCCAAAAGGCUCCCCUGGAAGUCUGACUAAAGUCUCGUGUCCCGGAUAUAUCUACGAUUUUUACCAUGCAGGCUAUGCCUACAGAAAAUGUGAUUCCAAUAGUUCCUGGGUUCUUGGAGAGGGCUUGAACAAAACGUGGGCCAACUACACAGAAUGCAUCAAAUCUCCUGGCCCCAACAGAGAACGACAAGUCUUUUUCGAGAGGCUUCACGUCAUGUACACUGUGGGUUAUGCAGUAUCCUUUGGCUCUCUGCUGGUGGCCAUACUCAUCAUUGGAUAUUUCAGACGUCUGCACUGCACGCGGAAUUACAUCCACAUGCAUCUUUUCGUGUCCUUCAUGCUGCGAGCUGUGAUUAUCUUCGUUAAGGAUCGGGUGGUGCACGCUACUCCGGGUCUUCAGGGGUUUGACGCUGUGCUUACCAACAACUUCACAAAUGCAGUGGAUGUGGCUCCAGUGGACACCUCUCAGUAUAUAGGUUGCAAGGUGACAGUGUUUCUAUUCAUCUAUUUUCUGGCAACAAACUACUUCUGGAUUCUGGUGGAGGGCUUGUACCUGCACAGCCUCAUCUUCAUGGCCUUUCUGUCGGACACUAAGUACCUGUGGGGAUUCACUCUGAUUGGAUGGGGAGUACCUGUGCUCUUUGUGUCGGCAUGGGCAAUCGUAAGAGCGACCAUGGCAGAUUCCAGAUGCUGGGAGCUAAGUGCAGGCAACAUCAAAUGGAUCUAUCAAGUUCCUAUUCUGACAGCCAUUGGGCUAAACUUUAUCCUGUUUGUGAAUAUUGUACGGGUGCUGGCAACCAAAAUCCGAGAGACCAACGCAGGUAGAUACGACACAAGAAAACAGUACAGGAAGUUGGCAAAGUCCACACUGGUGUUGGUGUUGGUUUUUGGUGUACACUACAUUGUGUUUGUGGGAAUGCCUUACACCUUCGAGGGACUUGGCUGGGAAGUGCGCAUGUACUGCGAGCUCUUCUUCAACUCCUUUCAGGGUUUCUUUGUGUCCAUAAUCUACUGUUUCUGCAAUGGAGAGGUACAGACAGAAAUCAAGAAGACCUGGACUCGCUGGAAUCUAGCUUUUGAGUGGAAGGGACCAGUGGUGUGUGGGAGUUACCGUUAUGGCUCUGUACCGAUGGGCCUCAACAACAGCACCAGUAGCCAGUCGCAACUGGCCACAGGAGCACACGCCACCCGCUCCACUACGCUCUUCUCCAGUCGCGUGUACCGCAGCACUGCAGCACCCUCCAUCUCAGCCCACAUGGAUCUGCCAGGUUAUGUACUUAACAAUUCUGACGCUGACAGCCUUCCACCCUCCAUCCCUGAGGAGUCAGUGGACAGUGCCAAGCAGGUGGAUGACAUUCUGCUGAAAGAGUCGCUUCCUGCUUUGGCCAGCAGUGGUCCUGAGGACGAUGAGGAGACAUUGUAGAUGAAUAUAUCUGAGUGAGAAAACAUCUUCCAGAUCAUAAUACUUGAUGUUGUAAUGAGUUGGAUGACUGCACACAUUAUGAUGAUAAUAUGAAAGAUCAAGCAGCUUUGCUAUUGUUUGAUUACAGUGCAUGGGAAGUAUGGUUUACUAUGAAACAAGCUCAGACCUCUGUGAACUGUGAACCUUUUCAAAUAGUCCUUUUUGACACUGGAAGUUUUCUGAUGAGUUUGUUUAUUUUGUUUUUAAUUUUAAUACCCAUCCUUAAAAAAAUUUAAAAUUAAAGAGUUACCUGGAAUGUGUUUUAC